AUGCAGACGACAAAAGCCAAGCCGACUACACUGACAACUAGCGCCAAGCCGUCACAGCAACCUGGAGGCGACCGGUGUCAGGACCAGCUUGAGAAGGAUAAUAAGCUGUUCCGGCUGCGCACGCACAUCUCGGGCAAAGGCAGUACUGAGUUUGAGAACCUUUACGUCGAGGAGGCCAAGUACGACGGGCCCAACGCGGUGCCCACGCUCUCGUACGAUCGUCCCAAGGGGGGCAAGUUCUUCUUCGAUGUGGAUACGACGUCGGUGUUGCUGUCGCACGAGCAGUGCAAGUACUCGGGAGUGACAAUGUACCGCGACAGCGAUCAAGACGCGUACUCGUCGGUGUUCAUCAGCAAGGAUGUCGGCACGCACCGCAUGCGGGUGACGUGGGGCUCCUUCUGGUGGGAUAACGACCGGUUCGACGGGUGGGUGGUGUGUCGAGCGAGCGGCAAAGGUGGCAAGCGCUACGAGCUCAAGUGGCACGACGCCAUCAACAGCAUGCCCAUCGACACGUCCAAGUGCGCAAAGGUCGACCUACUUACCGAGAGUGUGUAG
This is a messenger RNA of Lasiodiplodia theobromae, 555 nucleotides long. RefSeq names its product Glycoprotein x. Bases 1 to 555 code for a protein of 184 amino acids. The transcript is spliced from 2 exons. Lineage: Eukaryota; Fungi; Ascomycota; Dothideomycetes; Botryosphaeriales; Botryosphaeriaceae. The record is from RefSeq and is a predicted model, not a curated record.